Molecule: messenger RNA, 373 nt
Organism: Dentiscutata erythropus
Lineage: Eukaryota; Fungi; Glomeromycota; Glomeromycetes; Diversisporales; Gigasporaceae
Source: the annotation of a GenBank genome assembly
AUGGAAGAAAGGUGCAAAGAUUUGAAUGAAGAUGGGUCACUUAAUAUAAUGUAUAGUAUUGAUGGUCAUAAAGAAUUGACUGAAAUAGAACUUGAUCAUUUAGAAGGAUAUUUAGGUUCACGUCCUGUACGUAUAGGUAACGGAGCCUAUGACCAUUUACAACUUGAUAUUUAUGGGGAAUUAUUGGAUGCGGUAUAUCUAUUUAAUAAACUUGGUAGUCCAAUUUCUUAUGAUACUUGGGUCAAUAUUAAAAAAAUGGUAAAUUAUGUUUGUGAUAAUUGGGAUAAACCUGAUAUGAGUAUUUGGGAAGUUAGAGGAAAGCAACAGAAUUUUACUUAUUCUAAAAUUAUGUGUUGGGUUGCUGUUGAUCGAG